Molecule: messenger RNA, 899 nt
Organism: Cajanus cajan (pigeon pea)
Lineage: Eukaryota; Viridiplantae; Streptophyta; Magnoliopsida; Fabales; Fabaceae
Source: RefSeq, a predicted model, not a curated record
AGAGACUAGAGAGAGAAGAGAGGGGCAGUUUGGGACUCCGAUGAGAAACUAGAAAUUGAUAUUAAUUUUAUAAAUUUGGCCGACAAUUAAAGGCUCUUUCUUCUUAUUUCUCAUCCCCACUGGAGAGAGAAAUUAAAACACCAACCUUGCGAGAUGAAGGCCAACUGCGAGCUAUGCAAGGCUCCGGCCAGGAUCUUCUGCGACUCCGACCAGGCAACCUUGUGCUGGUCCUGCGACGCCAAGGUUCACACCGCCAACUUCCUAGUCGCCAGACACUCCCGCACCCUCCUCUGCCGCACCUGCCUCUCUCCCACGCCGUGGAAUGCCUCCGGCGCCACCCUCCCCUCCGCCGCCACCCUCUGCCACCUCUGCGCCGCCAAUGACCACCAAUUCGACAACCAGGUCGUGCCAUGGUCCUCCUCCGCCCCGCCGCCGAGCUCCUCCAGCAGCGAAUGCUCCUCCUUCACCGCCAGCAAAAACCACCACCAACAUGCUUUCGUCUCCGAAUCCGAAACGACAGCAACAUCCUCGUCCAAACGACACCGCAAGGACGACAAUGAUGAUCCUCGUCCCCAGGAGCGUGAGAAGGGUUGGGCGUCAAAACGUAGGUGCCGUGGGAGGGAGAAUCGUCGUGGUUGAUCGAUAAUACGACGGCGUUUGGUGUUGUGGAAAGUGAGGGUUUCUCAGCCGCACGAUCCACCAAGAUAUUUUAGCUCUUUCAUCAUUAACUUCUAAUCUAACCGUUUACAACACUUGCUGGUUUCUGACCAUAGGUUUAUGAAUUGUGUAUUCACGUCCACUUUUCCUUAUUCUAAUGUAGACUUUCUUGCCUUUUAUUUAUAUCAAGUUAAUUAGUGAGAUAAUGCUAUUGCGAUGAGUAUGAAAAGGCAUUCAUUAUA